AGAGGAAGAAAAAUCACACCAGCACUGAAACCCAAUCUACCCCCAUCCAAAACAGCGACUCGAUCAGCCGUCGCCGCUCACCCACUCCGACAUGGGCCUCAACCCCUCCAAGCGCGUGGACGCCGCGCUCCGGGGCGCGCCGGCGUUCGCCGCCGCUUGCGACGACGCCUUCGGCCGCUGCCUCGCCGACGCCCAGUACGCCUUCGCCGGCGUCCGCCCCUACCAGCUCGCCGACGCGUCCGCGCACCUCCACUCGUCGCUCCGGGGCUCCCUCCCGCUCGUCCGCCGCUGGGUGCCCUCGCCGCCGCCGCGCGCCCGCGUCGACUCCGCGCUGCGCGCCGCGGGGCUCGAGGACGCGGCGGUGCUCUCGAGGGGCCAGUUCAGGGAGUUCGCCGCCGAGCUGUUCAGGGAGGCCGUGCUCGCCGGCGCGGCCCAGGCGGCUCUCGUCCGCGCCCCGGCAGGCGCCGCCGGGCUCGUCGGUGUUGGCCUCGCGACCCGCGCCGGGGCCGGGGUGGUAGGGAGGUUGGUCGCCAUCUACACCGCCGGCGUUGCGGCUGCUGUUUACCUCAGCUUGGGCUAGGUUUAUCCCACAGCCUGUAAAACUACCAUUUGUACCAUGUGAUUUUACCUGGAAUGUCAGUUCCUUCGUAGUAGCAAAUAUCCCUAUCAGAAAAUUUUAAUACGGUUGAAUUGGUUGUUCUUGAUCCUGAUGCUUUCAUCGAUGGAAAACCUCAUCAAAACGGACUGUAAUCGGUGACGGAUGAAAUUGAAUCAGCAAUAUGCCACUGCAGAAUUGAUGCUGUCACGUAACAUCCUGCAUAGGCAUUUCCCCAGUGAA
Oryza sativa Japonica Group (Japanese rice) is the source of this 838-nucleotide messenger RNA. RefSeq lists its product as uncharacterized. Lineage: Eukaryota; Viridiplantae; Streptophyta; Magnoliopsida; Poales; Poaceae. The record is from RefSeq and is a predicted model, not a curated record.